AUGGUACCCAGCUGGUUUCUGGAUUUGAAAGAUGGCAAAGCUUAUGUGUAUUACAAUGAACUUCGAUCAGAGGAUGGUGAAAGGCUAAAGGAAUGGGUGGAGCUUGAAGGGGAAGGUAAUAGAGCACCCAGAAUACGCAAUGCUCGUCCUAUUACAGUCAUGCCAUUUGAAAGAACAAGGAAGAGACGCAGGGGUGCCAUGAAGGACUAUAAUUGGUCCGUUGGAGAUAGGGUUGAUGCAUGGAUGCAAGAUAGCUGGUGGGAGGGAGUUGUCAAUGAGAGGAGCAAGAAAGAUGAAACAUCGUAUACUGUCCAUUUUCCUGCUCAAGGAGAAACGUCUGUUGUCAAAGCAUGGCUUCUACGUCCUUCUCUGGUGUGGAAGAAUCGUAACUGGGUUGAAUGGUCCAGUUCUGGGAAUGAUGACAGCUCUUCCUUUGAGGGUGACACCCCACUGGAAAAACGACCAAGGAUUGGAAGUCCCGUGGUAGUUUCCAAAGACGAAGGAACAAAUAGUUUUGACAAUGAGGAAUCCGAAAAACCUGAUGACACGAGAUUGAUGGAUUUACCUGUGGCUGGAAAAAUAUUUAACAUUGGUAAAUGCACCAGGGAAGAGAGUAGGCUUGUUUCACAAGAAUGAAACGUUCGGGUUUAAAAAAGAAAGGUUCAAGGGUUAUUUUUGGUGUUCCUGAGCCAGGAAAGAAGAGAAAGUUUAUGGAAGUAAGCAAACAUUAUGUUGCAGAUCAGAGCAGUAGAACUCAUGAAACAAGUGAUUCUGCU
Molecule: messenger RNA, 776 nt
Organism: Hibiscus syriacus
Lineage: Eukaryota; Viridiplantae; Streptophyta; Magnoliopsida; Malvales; Malvaceae
Exons: 5
Coding region: 1-636 (211 amino acids)
Source: RefSeq, a predicted model, not a curated record